AUGGCUGAUACGGUGGCUGCUUUGGACGAGUGUUUGACGUCAACCCGAGGUAAGGUUGAUAGAAUACGACAAGCUAUUGAUGCUGCCGAUGCUGAUCACGCAUAUGAUGAUUUCAACGGAUUCCUCAAUCGGAUCUACCUAGUUGAUCCGACGAAAAGGGAAACGUUUGAGCCCAAGUUUAUAGAUUUCGAGGAGCUGUAUCAGUUUGUGCGUAUUUCUUUGUCGGAAAUGAUACAGCAGCAUGAAGAUGAGCAAAAAUCUGUAGCUGAUCUAGUCGCGGCUAAACAACUGGAAAGUGCAAAGGCUAACUCUAUUAGCAGACUUGGCGGCAGUGGAACGACAGCUCCAGUUCAAUUAUUGCCAUCUCUUUUACUCCAACAAACUCCGCUACCAACCUUUGAUGGUAGCUAUGAAACCUGGUAUAAGUUUAGAGAUCGGUUCACAGAUGUAGUGAACAAAUGCACCGGGGAUUCUCCUGCCACGAAGUUGCACUUUCUCGACAAGGCUCUAAUAGGGAAAGCUAAAGGAGCCAUUGAUCAACAGACGUUGAACGAUAAUAACUAUGAGGGAGCUUGGAGAAUACUCGCAAAAAGGUUCGAGAAUUUGCGCAUGGUCGUCCAAGCUCAUAUUGGACAGUUGCUAUCGUUAAAGUCGAUGGUUAAGGGUUCUCAUGCAGAACUGACAAGUUUGCUUGAUGUCGUUGAAAAGCGACUGGAAUCACUCGAGUUCCACAAUCUGAAAAUGCAUGACAAAUUAUCAGAGGCAUUGAUUGUAAACUUGGUUAUUUCCAAGCUCGAUAUUGACACUCGCAAGGCUUGGGAAGCGACAGUAGAUAGUUCGUCGACGAAAUUACGAGUGGUGUUCGAUGCAUCCGCAAAAACCACAACGAGCUUAUCGCUUAACGAUGUGUUGAUGGAGGCACCUGUCGUGCAGAGCCCAUUGUUUGACAUCGUGUUGCGGUGGAGAUUGCCGAAGUACGCUUUCACUGGAGAUGCUAAGCAGAUGUAUAGGCAAGUUGUGAUGCAUGCUGCUCAUACGAAAUACUUGAGAUGUCUAUUUCGGGAUGACCGGACGCAACCAAUAUUGGAUUUGGAGUUGCUCCGAGUAACAUACGGUGUUGGUCCAGCUGGAUUCUUGGCCACGCGAUCGUUGGUACAACUGGCGAAGGAUGAACAGAAUGAUUUUCCGGAUGCUUGUGAGGUUGUUUUGAAGUCGUUCUAUGUAGAUGAUGCACUUACCGGAGCAGAUUCGCUAGAGAAGGCACGGAAGCUGCGUGAAGAUUUACAAGUUUUACUGGGAAGAGGAGGCUUCAAACUACAUAAAUGGUGUGCAAACGAUCCUGCGAUUCUUGAAGGAGUUCCGUCAGAAGACCGUGAGAAGCAACUGCGCUUCGAAGAAAGUGAUGUGAACGGUGUGAUAAAAACCCUCGGACUCUUGUGGGACCCAGGGAGUGAUAACUUUGUAUUUCGAGUGAAACCGAUGGUGGAGUGUGCGGCACCGCAAACCAAGAGACAAGUGCUUUCCGAGAUCGCAAGACUCUUUGACCCUCUCGGUGUGUUGGGUCCAGCAAUAGUGUUAGCGAAGAUAGUAAUGCAACAACUAUGGAGGAAGAAAAUCGAUUGGGAUGAGCCGAUUCCCAUUGAAGAGUUCAGGGUGUGGAACAAAUUAAGAUCCGAGUUGUGUGCAAUAAACAACAUGAAGAUACCUCGUCGCGUUACCGUUGAUAAUCCGUCGGUGUUCGAGUUGCACGGGUUUUCGGACGCUUCGCAAGCAGCAUAUGGUUGCUGUGUGUACUUGCGUAGCGUGACCGUUGAUGGCAUCGUUGAAGUAAAGCUACUGUGCGGCAAAUCGAGAGUUGCACCGCUUAAGGAGCUGAACCGUAAGGAGAAGAAAGGAGCACCACCGGAAGAAUUAACCACGCCGAGAUUGGAGCUGUGUGCAGCUGUACUACUAGCUAGACAAAUGAAAACAGUGCGCGAAACCUUGAGUAUCGACAUUUCGCGUGUCGUGCUAAGGUCCGAUUCGAGUAUAGUGAUUUGUUGGAUUAGGAAAUCGAAGCCUAACCAACCAGUGUUCAUCCGCAAUCGGAUUGCGGAGAUUCGCGAACUGACCAUCGAUGCUGAUUGGUUGCAUGUUGGAACGAAAGCAAAUCCAGCGGACUUGGUGUCGAGAGGUGUACUACCUUUGGAAUUAACGAAAAGUGACUUGUGGUGGAAUGGACCGGAAUUUCUUCGAUCAAGUGUAGUUGAUGAAACAGUAAAUGAAGAAACCGAAGACUUGAGUGAAGAGACGAUUUCAGUGACUGUAGUUACAGUGCCCGAUGAAGGAUUGUACGAAGUGAUUCAGAACAGUAGUAACUUUCGCCGACUACAAAGAGUGUUCGGUUACGUAACCCGGUUUAUCCGUAAUUGUCGUGCAAAGCGAAACGAAUCAGAAUUUCGUCGUGGAAGAUUGAACAUUGCAGAUUUUCGUGACUCACUGUACACUAUGGUGAAGAUUGUACAAAAUGCAGUGUAUCGCGAUGAAAUUAGAAGCGUCUUGAAAGGUGAACCGGUGAAGGGUAAGUUACGAAAUUUGAAUCCUGUUUUUGAUAAGACGGAGAGAUUGCUGCGUGUGGGUGGUCGAAUCAGGAAUGCCAUACUACCGCUCGAUCAGAAACAUCCAUUGAUAUUGCCGGAGAAGAACAACUUUACUGAUAUUGUCAUCGAAGCAAUCCACCGUGAAGAACUACAUGUCGGUCUAAAUGGAUUAUUGGCUAAAAUCAGGCAACAAUUUUGGCCAGUAAAUGCGAAGCGUACGAUCAAACGCGUCCUAGGGAAGUGCAUCAAAUGCUUCAGACUAAAGCCGAAGGAUGUACAGCAGUUUAUGGGUGAUUUGCCGAUUGCACGCGUCACCGCUGCUCAGCCUUUCGCUAGAACGGGAGUAGACUACGCAGGCCCUUUUUUGUUGAAGCAAGGUCGGUCGAAGACACCGAUCAAGUCGUACGUUAGUGUUUUCGUCUGUAUGACUACUAAGGCGAUACAUUUUGAGCUUGUGAGUUCCUUAUCUGCAGAGGGAUUCUUGGGGGCAUUGCACCGCUUCGUUGGACGCCGUGGGAACGUCAGUGAGAUGUUUACUGAUAAUGGAACCAAUUUUGUCGGCGCUGAGCGACAAUUGGCCGAAUUGCGAGAGUUGCUGAAAUCUCAAUUGCUGGAGAACAAGCUUGAAGAUUUUUGUCAGCCUCGUAGAAUCUCGUGGAGUUUCAAUCCACCGAAGGCUCCGCACCAAGGUGGACUUUGGGAAGCCGGAGUAAAAAGUAUGAAGAGUCAUCUGUAUAAGGUGAUGAACGAAUCGUACUUCACCUAUGAAGAGAUGACAACAUUGCUGAUUCAGAUUGAAUCCAUCCUAAAUUCAAGGCCAAUAAUACCACAAAGCGACGAUCCGAUUGAUUAUGAGGCGUUAAGUCCUGGUCAUUUCCUGGUUGGCCGAGAAUUGACAGCUAUAGCCGAACCGUUCUACGAUGGUCUCAAGGAAAAUACGUUGUCUCGUUACCAAUUGAUCCAAAAACGAAAGCAAUCGUUUUGGCGAAGAUGGUCAUGUGAGUAUAUAACCGGACUACAGAAGCGCAGCAAAUGGAACAAAACUCCCACGUUGCUUCGUGAAGGACUGUUGGUGAUAAUGAAAGAUGAUAAUUUGCCACCGCAAACUUGGAAACUGGGGCGUAUUAUCAAAACUCACCCUGGAAAUGAUGGCGUUGUUCGGGUAGUAACCGUACGAACUAACAAUGGCACGUACAAGCGAUCUACAAUGCAAAUUGUUGUUCUACCCAUAGAAGAUGCAGAACGGACCAGCCAAACGGAUAAGUUGAGCCAUCCGGCUCCUGGGGGAGGAUGUUAA
Messenger RNA from Ochlerotatus camptorhynchus, 3876 nucleotides. RefSeq lists its product as uncharacterized. Gene Ontology annotation, molecular function: nucleic acid binding. Lineage: Eukaryota; Metazoa; Arthropoda; Insecta; Diptera; Culicidae. The record is from RefSeq and is a predicted model, not a curated record. The transcript is spliced from 2 exons. The coding region runs from base 1 to 3876 and encodes 1291 amino acids. Gene Ontology annotation, biological process: DNA integration.